This is a messenger RNA of Trichogramma pretiosum, 4372 nucleotides long. Its product is annotated as cell surface glycoprotein 1-like. Lineage: Eukaryota; Metazoa; Arthropoda; Insecta; Hymenoptera; Trichogrammatidae. The transcript has 3 exons. The record is from RefSeq and is a predicted model, not a curated record. The coding region runs from base 228 to 3302 and encodes 1024 amino acids.
AGAAGAAUCGAUUCUUAUCUUUUUAUUCUUGCCAAGACGGAUACACAGCUUCUGCUGAUGUUACUGUACUUCAUCAUCAUUGGCGUUGCUGUAGAGUCAACAAGUAUAAAAGCUUACGUUUAGUCCACUCAAUUAAUGUUACUACGAUUCUUAGAGAGUUCGGGUUGCGAUUGCUCAUGUAAAAGAUAUUCGUCUUGGUGUAACUCAAUUUCGCAUAAGUGCAAAAUAUGAAGCUGUCAAUCAGGGCCUGUCUGGCCCUGGUUAUUAGUGCUAAUGUCAUUUAUGUCCAAGCCUAUCCUGCAGAAAAAACAAAGCAUACUUCGAAAGUAGUUAUUGCCAAUUCAAUAUCGACCUCGGGAGGAAUAGCAUCUGCAACAGCAAUCAAUAAUAACGGAGUAGCGAGGGCAAAUGCAUUUUCAUUGGGAAAUAGAAAUUCGCCGUCACUUUUAAAAAAUGGAGGUUUAUUUGAUUUAGCACGAUUUAUCAGUUCAAGUUAUAGUGAUCCUGUUAGUGAUCGGAAAUAUCUUGAUUCAUUUGAAGAUGCUCCUCGAGAUUUAUUAGAUCUUUCUAGCUUAGAUUCUAUGAUGUUAUUUAAUGAUCGAUCUGAUUUCAUGUCGAAGAAAAUAAAACGUGAAAUUCCUUCCAAUCAAUCGAGAAUUUCUCGAAAACUUUCAAAUAAAAAUAGAUCAACAACAGCAGCCCCAAAUAAAGAUGAAACUGAUGACGAUGAAAAUGAAAAUUCACAAGAAAAUGAAGAGCAAGAAACCAAGACGACAUCAGCCACAACUUCAAAACCCACUAGAAAAAAAUCAAAACAAAAUGAUGAGAGUAAAAUUACCUCAACGACUCCAACGACUAAUGGCAAAAAAAAUUCAGAAGCUGAAGAUAUGACUAAAAGUGCAAACGAUUCUGACAAUGAAAAAAAUCCGAAAAAUGAAGAUAAAUCUAAAGAUGGUGACCAAGAAGAUGAAAACACUUCUGAAAACGAUGAUAAUCAAAAAGGUAAUAAAAAUUCUAAUAAUGAUAGUGAAGGUGUAGAAAAAGAUAACUCAAAAGAUAAAGAUAAACUAAAAAAUAAAGAUGAUUCGUCCAAUACCUCAGGAGAAAAUAAAGAUACGGAUGAUAAUGAGCCUGAGGAUGAAAAAAAAACAGAACUUUCGAAGGACGAAGCAGAGCCUACACCCGCUACUACGCCAAAAUCUAACAAAAAUAAAAGCAAAGCAACGACCACGAUGAAGCCCCAAACUGAAGAUGAAGAGCCAGAAGAAGAUCCCGAGGAAACACCAGAGGAAGAAUCAGAAAAAGAACCGACACCUGCGCCUACAACUAAACCAAAUAAAAACAAUAGACCAUCUAAAUCAACUCAAAAACCAAGUAAUAAAAGUAAGACAACGACCACGACAACGCCCGAUCCUGCAGAUGAAGAAAAACCAGAAGAAGAUGCUGAAGAAACUCCAGAAGAAGAACCAGAGUCAGAACAGUCACCUGCCCCCACACCUAAACCAAACAAAAAUAAUAAACCAUCUAAAUCAACUCAAAAACCAAGUAAUAAAAGUAAGACAACGACCACGACAGCGCCUGAACCUGAAGAUGGAGAAAACCCAGAAGAAAAUGCUGAAGAAAAACCAGAAGAAGAUGCUGAAGAAACUCCAGAAGAAGAACAAGAGUCAGAACCGACCCCUGCCCCUACACCUAAACCAAACAGAAAUAAACCUUCUAAAUCGACUCAAAGACCACCCAAUAAAAGUAAAACAACGACCACGACAACGCCCGAGCCUGAAGAUGAAGAAAAUCCAGAAGAAGAUCCCGAAGACACACCAGAGGAAGAGCCAGAACCAACACCGGCUCCUACACCCAAACCUACCAGAAGUAGACCAUCAAAACCUACUCGUCGACCACCCAAUAAAAGUAGAACAACGACCACGACAACGCCCGAGCCUGAAGAUGAAGAAAAUCCAGAAGAAGAUCCCGAAGAUACACCAGAGGAAGAGCCAGAACCAACACCGGCUCCUACACCGAAACCUACCAGAAGUAGACCAUCAAAACCAACUCGUCGACCACCCAAUAAAAGUAGAACAACGACCACGACAACGCCCGAGCCUGAAGAUGAAGAAAAUCCAGAAGAAGAUCCCGAAGAUACACCAGAGGAAGAGCCAGAACCAACACCGGCUCCUACACCCAAACCUACCAGAAAUAGACCAUCAAAACCAACUCGUCGACCACCCAAUAAAAGUAGGACAACGACUACGACAACACCCGAACCUGAAGAUGAUGAAAAUGCAGAAGAAGAUCCCGAGGACACACCAGAGGAAGAGCCAGAACCAACACCUGCUCCUACACCUAAACCUACCAGAAAUAGACCAUCAAAACCAACUCGACCAUCUGUAAGACCUACGAAACGACCUCAGAACGACAGGAAAACUACAACACCAUCACCCAUCGAUAUUGAUUCUCGAAUAAACGGAGACGAAAAUCCGAAUAAUCAAUUUGAAAACUUUAACCCUGAUCAGGUUGGCGACGAUGGACAGUACCAUCCUACUGAUCCAGAUGAUAAUGGUUGGCAAGGUGCCUAUAAUCCUCCACCACAUAAUCCUUUUGGUAAUCAGCCGAACCAAAAUCCAAAUUCCAACUGGCCACCUUCAUUUCCUCAAUUCCCAAACAUUUUUCCAUUUAAUCAACGUCCACCUAUGUUUCCACCAUUGGUACCUCCAGGAUAUCCGCGCAUUCCAAACCCAAUGAAUCCUUUUGGUCCACCGAUUAGGCCUCGUAAUCCUAGUCCAGAUUCAAAUUUUUCCAACAAUCCGAAUGGAGCAGACAACAAUCCCGAAGAAAAUGACCCUGAUAAUCAACCCGAGUCAAAUGGUGAUAAAAAUCCAGACGAAAAUGAUACCGAAAAUGAUCCCAAUGGAAACAAUGCUGAAAAUGAUCAAGGCCCACCAUCAGGUGUACCCGAUCUCAAACCUGGAGAAAGUCCUAAAUUUAUUCCGGUAAGAAUAGUCAUUAGAUGGUCUGGAAAUCCCUUUCUAGCUCAGUUUUUAGGACCAUUAUUAUUAAGACUGCACCAACAUCCACCAAUAACUCUACCUAUGCCUAGCAAUCCUGUAAUUAUUAGAACUCCUUUUAGUCCUUUUUUAUCUAAUCCUUUUAUUAUCAAGAAUCCCGCACUGCAAAUGUCUCCUCAUGAAAGUCACGCGGAGCCUUGCAAUUGCGAAGAUGAUCAUAAUGCCAGUGUACCAGUUAUAAGAAUACGAACUCAAUCAUCGCCUAUAAUUUAUAGAAGAUUCACAAAUUAUAAAAAAUGAUGAAUUUUCACGUGGCGAUUAAGUGAAAAUAAAAUUAGUUCAAUAGUUGUUAUUCUUUAUCUAUGUUAUUUUUGUACUACGGACGAUAAAAAUUGUUUAAAAAUUGGUUUUGAUUUAUAAUGAGUUUUAUACCAAAAUGUGUAUACUUACCCCGACGGAAAUUUUUCUCAUGAGAGUUUUAUAAAGUCUAAAAAAGUCUUAAAAGGUCGUACAACUGUUCAGAUCUUCUACACCUCAUUAAUGAUUUGAAAGAAUUAAAAAGAGUUUUUAAAAAUUCAUAAAACCUUGGAGACUCAAUUUUUUAGCAAAAAUGUCAAGUUUUUUUCAUAAUUUUAUUUUUUCUAUAUUGUUCAUAUGGUUGCUCGUAUAGUUUUUUCACCAUGACUUUUGGCGAGCUUGGAUACCGAUCAAAGAAGUCUUUAAAAAUAUUGAAAACUUUUAUCAACACUUAAUAACUCUUAAUAACUCUUUAUAACAAUUAUUGUCACUUGUAAACAUUUUUUUAAAUUAAAUAAGCGAUUGCCUUACCCAUCUGGAUAUUUCGGAAACCAAAGGUGUCAGGUUUCAUAUAAAUUUUUUAAAUUUAUUUCUAUCAUAUAGAACUCUUAUAAAGUUUUAUUAACUGUUAAAAAUCAUGGUACGAAAUCCGAACAUUUAUAAGAAUUUUUAAGACUUAUUCAAACUUUGAAAGAGCUUUUAAGAGUUUUUAAGAAUUAAAGUGGUGAUGAAUUUCCGUAGGGGUAUGAAUUCUAUGAUUAAACAAAUAAAAAAAGAUGCAUUUUUUGUAUUUUUAACGAGAGUAUUUAUGAUUAUUUAUCUUGAGUUUUACAAAAAUUUAGUCGAAUAACAAGAAAUUUAAGCACAACAAGUCUACUUUUUACGAGAUAAAAAUUAACUGACAAAGUGUACCACGGUCAGAACUACGUUAAUCAUAAAUAUUUAUAUUAUUUAAUCAGUAUACUAUCGUUUACAUCUGUAAUGAAGGAAAUUAUAUAAAAACGAGCGCUAGAGAAUUAUUUUCUACAGCACGAAUUACUACUGAGUCUAAAUAAAUAAAACUAUGAACAAAA